Scleropages formosus (Asian bonytongue) is the source of this 1410-nucleotide messenger RNA. It is a transcript of the gene dlx4b, whose product is annotated as distal-less homeobox 4b. The record is from RefSeq and is a predicted model, not a curated record. Lineage: Eukaryota; Metazoa; Chordata; Actinopteri; Osteoglossiformes; Osteoglossidae. Bases 228 to 998 code for a protein of 256 amino acids. Gene Ontology annotation, molecular function: RNA polymerase II cis-regulatory region sequence-specific DNA binding; DNA-binding transcription factor activity, RNA polymerase II-specific. The transcript is spliced from 3 exons. Gene Ontology annotation, biological process: cell differentiation; embryo development; regulation of transcription by RNA polymerase II.
AAUUGUGGACUUUUCCCACGAUAUGAGGGAGAUUUACGUGUAAACGCUGCUUAACUCGGAAGAGUGGAAUUUUGAUUUUCGAGGAGCUGGAAAUACACAUUUUCAACCUUUUGGGAAUGUUUUGUUACUCUUGUUGAUUUCGGAGAUGGAUCCAGGGCCAGUAUUCUCUCUCUAGUGGUGCUUAUGCAGACCUCCUCCAUCCCGUCGCUUUAUGGACUCCUCGUUCGAUGAUGACUAUGAGUUCAAUGUCUGACAGUGUGAUCGCUGCAGACCCGUCUAAAUCUGCCUUUUUAGAGUUCGGACACGGGCUCCCCGCACAUCAGCACUCCCCCGGAUUGUCCCACAACCAUUACCCCGUCCACGGCUUGCACGCAGGAGGACACGCGCAGCAAGAGAACCCCUUCGCCGGCGCGUCCUCAUACGGCCGAGCCCUGGGCUACCCGUACCCGAGCACGGUGGGCACUCACCACACAAGCGCCUACCUGUCCUACCAGCACAACAGCCACAGCCACAGCAGCACUUUGGGCCACACGAGAAUAGAAGAUACAGAUCACGAGAAACCAACUGUUAUUGAGAACGGUGAAAUUCGCCUGAAUGGCAAAGGCAAGAAGAUCCGAAAACCUAGAACCAUCUACUCCAGCCUGCAGCUGCAGGCACUCAACCAGAGGUUCCAGCAAACCCAGUACCUGGCCUUGCCAGAAAGGGCCGAUCUGGCAGCCAAACUGGGCCUGACACAAACACAGGUGAAGAUAUGGUUCCAGAACAAGCGCUCUAAGUACAAGAAGAUCAUGAAGCACGGCUCUAGCGGCCCGGAAGGAGAGCUCCUCCACAACGCCUCGAACGCGUCGCCCUGCUCGCCGGCGCUGCCGCAGCUGUGGGAUUUGCCGAUGGGGAGCAAAGGGACCGCGAUGCACUCGAGCAGCUACGUGAACAAUUUCGGACACUGGUACCCCAGCCAUCACCAGGACGCUAUUCCCAGACCCCCGACGAUGAUGUGACAGAUUGUCUGGGUUAAUAACAGCGCACACGUGGUGCUGCGCCUCUUCAACGCACGUGAAUGAGCGCUCGUUGUGGUUCCGAAACGCUUUCAAAGGACGUACGUUAAUCCUUUAUAGUCUCCGGUAUGGCGUGUUUUCAGUGCACAGUGUAUUAAGAGGACUUGUUUUUUUCUGUCUCAUUUGUACAGUUUUUUUUUUCUUUUUUUGCUGUGUUGUUUUGUUUCUGAAUUGCCAGAAAAGAGAAUUAGAAACAAUUGCUCUGAGCUGAGAAGCCGUGCGCUCCACAAUCAUGUUGCCCACAUUUUAGCUUUUAAUAACUGAGACAUGACGGAAUUCGGAAGCCCCGUUGUUGCUUCAUCUGUUUCUUUGCAUAUCAGUGAAAAAAUGGAUAUCAUGUGAUACUAGUCUCCAA